Messenger RNA from Arachis ipaensis, 489 nucleotides. The record is from RefSeq and is a predicted model, not a curated record. Lineage: Eukaryota; Viridiplantae; Streptophyta; Magnoliopsida; Fabales; Fabaceae.
AUGAGUCCAUUCCGCCUCAUCUACGGGAAAGCUUGUCACCUUCCAGUGGAGGUGGAACACAAGGCAUACUGGGCGGUGAAGGAAGGCAACUUCGGAUUGGGGGGAGCCGGCAUUGAAAGGAAGCUGCAACUACAGGAAUUAGAGUGCCUUCGAUUGGAAGCGUAUGAGAACUCAAGGCUCUACAAGGAAAAGGUGAAGGCAGUGCAUAACAGGAAUAUCAAGAGGAGAGAGUUUAGAGCUGGGGAUCUGGUCCUCCUCUAUAACUCAAGGCUAAGACUCAUGCCAGAAAAGUUGAGAUCAAGGUGGGAAGGACUCUACAGGGUGGAAAAGGUUGAGCCUUAUGGAGUCUUCCACCUGAGCCAUCCUUCAAGCCCCAACUUCUUCAAGGUCAAUGGCCACCGGUUGAAGCUAUAUUAUAGUGAGAAGAUGAAGAGCAACAAGGAGCUGGAGAUCUUCCUAUUGAAGGAUCCGGCACAAGCAGAGAACUAA